GGGCGUGCAAGAGAGCCGACGCCGACGCCUGGCGUCGGUUCUCGCCCUAGCGGCCACCGCAACGCCGGCUAGUCGUCAGUGUGCCGCGUAUCGUCGGACGUGCAUCGUGUCGGUCGAGUCGCGCUCGUGUGCGAGCAAUCGAGACAUGUGAUUCGAGUCUGUCGUGAUCUCGGAGAAGGAUGAAGUAGAAAAAUGACGAGGAGAUAUCCCACGGUCAUAGACGGCCUAAAGUGAGUCAAGAAGCACGCGAGGAUUCUCUACGGAGGCAAGAUCGGUCGAUGUAACGUUGGAUCCAUGACAUUCUUAUGUGGAUAUAUCCUAUAAAAUUUUUUUCGAAUUGAUAUCUUUUCCGAUAAUCGAAUCCCACGAAUGGAAGGUUCGCGGCAUUCGAAGAGACAUUCCGGAAAUCAGACGCGGCGUGACAUUUUCCACGAAGGAAGGAAAUCGUGCAAGAAUUACGAUAAAAAAAGUGUGGAAUUACGGUAAAGCAGUGCCUGACACAGUCGAGUAAUACAAAUCGUUAUACUUUGUGUUUAAUAAGUGAAGUAUAAGGGCUUCACUUACAUUUACGAAGCCACAAGCAAGAUUCAAUAUCAGUAAUCUGCGGAGGAUUUGCGCAAUUAUCGAGAAAUUUGAAGAAGAUAAUCAUCAAUACAAGGUAAAAGAUUUGUGGUGAUCAGUGUUUUUAGGAAGGGAGGGACAGUGGUGGCUGUGAUAACUUGAAAGAAUGGCGGAAGACUAUUUUCGUCGGAAAACCAGAUCGGCUUCGAUUUGUGCCCCAGGAUUUUCCAGCAUGGAGAAAAUGUUGGAGGCUAUGCCACCCUCGGGAGUUCGUGAUCGGGAAAGAGGGGAACGGGAAAGAGACAGCGGCAGCGGAACUCCGGAUAGCAGUACACCUACGAGAAGACGGAGACCGGCUACAAGAUCCCAAAGCGCCCGUGUUUCCGGCGGAAAUAAAAGCAUCCGACGUCGUGCCACCGCUCAAGCCGCCGCUCAUCAUCAUCACCAUCAUCAGGAGAGCGGUAUGAAGUCAGCUCACUGCAGUAGCGAGCCCAGACUGACCGAGAAUGACGUCAGUCCGGGAAUCAGGAGACGAGGGAGCCGAAGGGGACAGAGCAUGCACCAUACGCACCAGAGGAAGAGCAACGCCUUCCUGGAUGUGCCUGACGUCUCGUCUCAGAUGCCACCGCGGGAGGAAGGCGAGGACGAGGAUAGUUACAGACUUCGUAGCUUCAGUCUCACCAGCAAAGGUGGUGUCGUCAAUAGAGGAGAUUCCUUUAGGAGAAGAAGAUCGAGAUCAAAUUCUCUGGCGCCUGCUGAUCAGGAAAAUGUGGAACGACGACUGCCGCCCAAGGAAGUAGCUUCGCACACCGUCGCUAUGUUAGGUAUAAGGGGAGUUGGAAAAACGGCCCUUAUCAGUCAGUUUAUGACCAGCGAGUGUAUAAACGCCUACGAUAGACCAAAAGAUGUGCCAAGUGAGCAAUCCGUUUUUGUGAUGCUCAAUGGUGAAGAAAGUGAGCUUAAAUUCUUAAACAUAACUAAUCUUAAGACCGAAUUGGAAAAAAUGCCAUUGCCAGACGCUUUUGUCGUAAUGUAUUCAGUAAUCGACAAGGCGUCCUUUCAAAGGGCCGAGGAAUAUCUCGCUCGACUUCACGAUCAAGAUCUUCUUCGUGCUAGACCGGCUAUUCUGGUCGGGAACAAGGUCGAUUUGGUUCGUUCCAGAGUGGUUUCGCCCCAGGAUGGAAAAUGUUUGGCGUGCACCUACCGAGCGAAAUUCGUCGAAGUGUCGGUGGCUAUCAAUCACAACGUCGACGAGCUUUUGGUCGGUAUACUCAACCAGAUCCGUUUAAAAGUGGUCCAGGAGAAUCGAAACAGCGGUGGCAGCGAAGGUAGCGCUCAUUGGUACAAAUCCAGAGGCGUCGUGCGCGCCAGCAUGAAAGCCAGGCAGAUGCUGACCUGGCUCUUCGGCAAGGAGGAUAGUAAAUUCAAGAAUUGCGAAAACCUCCACGUACUUUAAAUUUCUACGAUAAAAAAAAGAACGUCGCAGUUGGGCUGCCCGACUUCUGUUUUAUUAGUACGUAAGUAUAACAUGACUUGAGCAACUUCCUUCUCGACGGGAACUUUAAGUUAGAGUUCGAGAGUUGAAGGAAUUUCCGCGCGUCGAGAAAGGAUCGUGAGAAUGUAGCCUGAAUGUGUGCGGAGCGGAUGCAUCUUUUGAGUCAACAAUAUGUACGUAGCUUAAAGUUAUUUUAGAAUCAAACAUCAAGUCUUCGCUACUGAUAGUGUUUGCGAGAGUAUUUCGUAAUCCUGUAGGAAGGGCGAAUUGGUCCGUGGACCAAAAUGGAUAUAAUUAGCAUCGGGUUAACAAAGUGCCAAUUAGUGAAAAUUAACGCGCACGGUGUAUGGGGACGAGAAAAUGUCACUCGAUUCCACGGUCGUUUAACUAGAAUUACCUCGUGAGAAAUGUAAGUUAUUAACCGGCCAUUUCAGUCUCAGGUGUGACUGAGCGUUGCUUAUCAGCAUCUUUUUCGAGAUAAAUUUCUUCGCAGUCACUUCUUUCGAAAGAUGAAAUAGUGCUAUUAAAUUACUCAUUGAAAUCUUUUGAACAACAAAUUUGGCAUUGAAGAAAUUGAUGUUCCGACAAAUUUUUGUUACGCAUUUCUCGUAGCUUGUUCUAUCCGAUCGUACACUUUUCGUUAGUAUUCUACACUUGUUAAAGAGGAAACUCUAGCAAAUAGGUAUUUAAAUGGCGCGUAUUAAUUUUAUGUAAUUACGAGUAGCAUUGAAUUUGGCAGCCCUCAAUAAUAUAGUCAAAAGUUCAAAUCGAUAUCGUGACGAUAUGAAAAAGAAUCAAACUGGACCAUGGCGCGAACUAGUCGCCAUUAAGUUAACGAAUUUAUUGUAUAAUGAUGAAACCGGUUAAUCUUUUUUUUAUUUUUAUUUUAGUACAUGUAUAUAACGAAACAUACGUAUAAGCGUAUACUUGUGCAAGCAUCUGUACGUGUACAUCCUUAAUUCCCUGUUGACCGGUGUCGAUUCUAUCACCUGACGGCAUUAUAUCAACGACGGCAUUUGUAAACAAAAUACCGCCGUUACCCUCGCGUCGUUAAAUUGGCUUGCUAGUGCCAUUAAUUUCUCGCGUUCCAAUGGGCUUUUCGCAGUCCAUUAAUGAGCAUAAGGCCAGAACUUGAUGCAGUAUGCUAAUGUUACUUGACAUUAAGUUGUACAUAAAAGUCAUGAGGUUACUUUGCUAUCUAACGUGUUUGUUACGGUUAGAAAAAGUAUAAUGUAAAGCUGCCUAUAUAUGUUGCUAAGAUGUUUCCUACGCUAUCGAGCAGAUCUAUACGUUGCGCGUGCGUGAAUAAUUUUGAUCAUCUGUAUUUCAAAGUAGAUAAUUACAUCGAUUGCAAAUUUUAAUUCCAGAUACGUUGAAAGUUAUCAUACAAUCGCGUAACUUAAGUGACUUUUAACUAGCGGUUUGAGGUCUGACUCUGUAAAUUCCUUAAUCGAAUAUUCUAUCAAUUAUUUUGUAAUCCGCUAUUUUGUACCGAUAUGUGUGAUACCAAUAUUGAUAUAGUACAUAAUUUAUGUGCGGCAUUUUGUGUGCAAUGUUCUGCCGCAAUGAAAAUGAAAUGCAUUAUGUUGCGUGUUAUCCUUGCGCGCGCCGCGGGAAACAGGAUGGGUACAGCGGCGGCGUAAUGUACCCGAAAAACUGUAGUCUUCUGAAGAGAGAUAUCCUUUUCGAAUCUUUAAGGAGAGUGUCUAUAAAAGCUGUCUAUUUUCUGCGAUCUCUAUGCCCGUGUAUCCGAAUUAUACGAAUGUAGCGUAAAAUCUGAGUGCGUAGAACUGGUGCACUAAAUACCGGGAACAAUGCGCGAAUGACCAACUUUACCCUCGUCGUAUGAACGUUUCAUUGUCCCUAGACUACGUAUAAGAGAAAUUAACGUUUCGGAUUACAGUAAUAAAUUAUGGACUUUCCUUCCCUCGUUGUAUGAAUAUUUUUAAAGAUAUUUUGACUUUUGCUGAUCCACGAAUAAAAUUCUAAAAGUUCUUUCUGGCAUUCGUCGUUAUCGCCGUUAUCAUUGUCGUGUUAAUUAAUUCGAUCGUAGCAUCAAAUGUGAGUUGUGACGAACACACUGUGUGAACUUUGAGUUUAAGGACUUAUCCUGAAAAGUUUCUCGGUCGAGAGACGGAAAAUUUUUACCAAGUGCCUUUGCGUAUUUUUGUAAUUUAAGCUAACUCAGUGUAAGCCCCAUGAGUAUCGCACUGUAUAAUCUAUUAUUAUACAUAUAUUAUCGAUAUAUUUAUUUGUUGUUAAUUCAUUAUAUCACCUGCGAAAUUGCCGUCUUGUACGCUCUCGGUGGCGUAACUUUCUUUCUUAAAAAUAUGAAUUAUUAUGAGCUCAGUUUAAAAUUUAUUAAAAUGCCAAGUUAAGAUAAGUUUACUUCCGUCUAAUUAAAGACACAUUUAAAGUUACGUCACCGAUAAAUUUCCUUGUUUAUUCGUGCCAUUAGCACAUCUCCCGAAAGCUAUGAAUGUAACUUAGUUAUUAAAAUGUCAUUGUGUCUGCUCGCUGUAAUACGUGACGUGACAAUACUGCCAGUCCUUUUGGUUAAUAAAAUGCUUAUAAAAAA
Messenger RNA from Solenopsis invicta (red fire ant), 4634 nucleotides. It is a transcript of the gene Rgk3, whose product is annotated as GTP-binding protein GEM. The transcript is spliced from 7 exons. Gene Ontology annotation, cellular component: plasma membrane. NCBI's taxonomy places the organism in Eukaryota, Metazoa, Arthropoda, Insecta, Hymenoptera, Formicidae. The coding region runs from base 728 to 2017 and encodes 429 amino acids. Gene Ontology annotation, molecular function: GTP binding; GTPase activity; calcium channel regulator activity. The record is from RefSeq and is a predicted model, not a curated record.